Molecule: messenger RNA, 4315 nt
Organism: Heteronotia binoei (common prickly gecko)
Lineage: Eukaryota; Metazoa; Chordata; Lepidosauria; Squamata; Gekkonidae
Gene: SERINC1
Product: serine incorporator 1
Exons: 10
Coding region: 149-1504 (451 amino acids)
Cellular component (GO): membrane
Source: RefSeq, a predicted model, not a curated record
UUUAAUCCGGAAGUGACGCGUAUGCGCCGUCCCUAAAGCUAGCGAAGGAAACAGACUGGGGAGUAAACAAGGCUUCAGUGUCUGCCUCUGUCGCUGCCUCCAUCUUUAAAAGUGCUGCCGCGCAACUCACCCAUCUACAGGGAGCGAGAUGGGGGCUGUUCUGGGCCUUUGCUCCAUGGCCAGCUGGAUACCGUGUUUAUGUGGCAGUGCCCCAUGUCUGCUGUGCCGAUGUUGCCCCAGUGGUAAUAAUUCCACUAUAACGAGGGUGAUAUAUGCACUCUUCCUGCUGCUUGGAGUGAGUGUAGCAUGUGUGAUGCUUAUACCAGGAAUGGAAGAACAGCUGAAGAAGAUUCCAGGAUUCUGUGAUGAAGGCCAUGUGAAUUGUGAUGUUCUAGUAGGGUACAAAGCAGUGUAUCGAGUAUGCUUUGGUAUGGCAAUGUUUUUCCUCCUGUUCUCCUUAUUGAUGAUCAAAGUGAAGAGCAGCAGUGAUCCAAGGGCAGCAGUACAUAAUGGAUUCUGGUUCUUUAAAUUUGCCACAGCCGUUGCAAUUACAGUUGGUGCAUUUUUCAUUCCGGAGGGACCAUUUACAACUGUUUGGUUUUAUGUAGGCAUGGCUGGUGCUUUCUGCUUCAUUCUUAUCCAGCUGGUUUUACUAAUUGAUUUUGCCCACUCCUGGAAUGAAUCCUGGGUUGAAAAAAUGGAGGAAGGAAACUCAAGAUGCUGGUAUGCAGCUUUGUUAUCUGCCACAGCCCUGAACUACCUUCUGUCCUUGGUGGCAAUUGUCCUGUUUUAUGUUUAUUAUACUCGCCCAGAUGGCUGUUCUGAAAAUAAGGCAUUCAUCAGUGUCAAUAUGUUGCUGUGUGUAGGAGCAUCUGUCAUGUCCAUUCUGCCUAAAAUCCAGGAGUCGCAACCAAGAUCUGGGUUGUUGCAGUCAUCUGUGAUCACAGUUUACACAAUGUAUCUAACCUGGGCAGCAAUGACCAAUGAGCCAGACAGACAAUGCAAUCCAAGCUUGCUGAGCAUAAUUGGCUAUAAUGCCACAAAAACGCCAAGCCAGGGCCAAUUUGUCCAUUGGUGGGAUGCCCAAGGAAUUGUGGGGCUCAUUCUGUUCUUGCUGUGUGUGCUGUAUUCCAGCAUCCGGACAUCCAAUAACAGCCAAGUAAAUAAACUGACGCUGACUAGUGAUGAAUCAACACUGAUAGAAGAUGGGCUUCCCAGGAGUGAUGGCUCCCUUGAUGAUGGAGACGAUUUCCACCGUGCCAUUGAUAAUGAGAGAGAUGGAGUUACUUACAGUUAUUCAUUCUUUCACUUCAUGCUUUUUCUUGCUUCGCUUUACAUUAUGAUGACUCUAACCAACUGGUAUAGCCCUGAUCCUGCUUCUGAGGCAAUGACCAGUAAGUGGCCAUCUGUCUGGGUGAAGAUAUCUUCCAGCUGGAUUGGCAUUGUCCUCUAUGUGUGGACUCUGGUGGCUCCGCUAGUUUUAACAAACCGUGACUUUGACUAAGCCAAGCAUCUCAUCUGAAAGAAGUUGUUUUGGUUGCUUACUUGAAGCUAACAGUAUUCCUUACAAAGAUGUAAUUGUAAAUAUGUGUGUGUUGUGUACUGUCAGUGCAUUUUACCUUGUCUUAUUCUGCACGGUUACUUUUAAAUCAUGUUAACUGUUUCCUAGCCAAGCGCACUGAUGAUUGCUACUAGAUUUGUGGCCAAGCUAAAUGCGAUGAUGGCUGUUCUGGGUGUUUCUUUUGUGUAAAAAAGAUGGGGACUGUUGGGUGGAGUUAUGUUUCCCUGUGCCCCCUUCUUGUGGGGAGCGAAUUGGAAGUCUGUAGCAGAAGGGGAGAAUUGCCAAAAAUCUCCCUGCCUCCUUGGCAGUCAGAAAAGCCAUUCUAUUGGAAGAGCUGCUGUGGUCAUGUAACAGCACCCAGGAUCUCAGGCACUGUUUUAAAAGCGAGCACAGCAGCCUUGCUUGCUUGCAGCUGAUUUCCCUGCAGACACUUCACUAGGUGCUUCUCUUCCAAUUGGGCUUCAGUACUCAAAGUGACACUGGCAGGAAGAAAGAAGGGCUGGAAGGAUGUAAACCAUGGGAGGGAGGGCUGAUGGCUUGGUUCACCUCACCUGCACACCCCUUUUGCUUUGAAAAUGGGAUUCCCCCACCUUGUUAUUGUGGGAGAUUGAGGCAGUUCUGAGUUUAAUACAUGAAAUGGCCAUUGUCACAUCUAGUUAGGAUUUGACUUCGAGAAAUACUGUCAGCGGAAAUUAGGAGGGUUCUUUUUUCACGAACCUCUUCUAUUUCUGUGAAAAGACAUUUUAGUUUUGCCAAAGUUUGGUGAUGGGGAAGGCUUGGCAAUUUAACAUGGUUCAAAAAUGUUCUCACUUUGAAUUUGCACCUGCAAUACAUUGCUUCCAUGUACAGUACAAUCCUCCCCUUCUCUUGCAGGACUAGGAUCCACAUAUUGCAAGGAAGAAUCUUUCCUUUUAAUGUUCUGAAGCAUCCAAUUUAAGGAAAGCAAUCUGUGGGGCAUUGCAGAGUUUCUUGGCUUGCAAUGAAGGGCAGAAUUUUUUUUACAGAUUUUGCACUCCACAAAAUGUCAACAUGCUUUGAAAAAUUAACCCCAUAGAAAUUUGGCUCAACUUUGCUAUUCUUGUGCUGAGUGACAUUAUUUUUUUCAAAUGAAAAGUAAUUGUUAAUGUGUAAAAGUAGGCCAAGCUUGAAAGCCAGGUAUUUGCUGCUAUAAUUAAAUGGUGAACCGCAAAGUGUGUUGGAAUAUUAUAAGAAAGCUAGGGCUGCCUUUGACAAUCCUUUUGGCCUUCUUUGAUUUGCAAGGUAAUUUCAGUGCAGUUCACAUAUUCAUAUUUGAUCCUGCCUUUGCUUUGCUUCCACAACCUUGCAAGUGUGAUGUGUGCACUGAAAAGGUAAAGAAGUUAAGACUAUGAGCGAGAAAGAAAGGCUUGAUGACUGCCAGGCUUUGAGGCUGUUGGUUACUUGAGAGAGCCUGUGUUUAGUCUGAUGCUUGGAAGUGAAUAGAUGACUCAUCUUUAGUUUACAUCUGAUUUGUGAAUGCUGGAAGCCUGAGCUUCCUCAGUGAACUGGAUGCAGACUGGCAUGAGAAUAAGAAUGUCCAAUCUAAUAAUGAGCCUUUGCUAAAAGAAAAGAGGAAGCAGUGGACUGUUCUUUGGUCUGGAAGGAUCCAGCUGCUAUUUUCAUGAAAUUUGGGGUUUAAAAAUUUAACUGAAAAAAGGGCAUUUUCACUGGGAGUUUGCUGUUACAGGCAAAGCUGAAUUGCACAGGACCUUGCAUUCUGUUGAUGGUGCUGACUUCAGUGCCUCAGUACAGGACUGGUCUUGAGAGAGAUGGAGAGAUAGUUAAAUGUUUUAAGGUUGUACUUCAGAUUUUAAUGACACACGAGAUUUCUAGAUGUGGGAAAUAAAUGCCAUGUUACGGUUUAAGAAAAUGAAGUGUCUUGCGGUGUACUAUUAGACCUAUUAAAAUGCAUGCUUUUUUCAUUUUUGCAUCAUUUUGAUAGAAUGCAUUUAAAAAAACUUUUAUCAGUGUUUGAACAUUCUUAGCACAAGUGAUAAUUGCAGAAAUGGGGGCCUCAAAUAAGUUAAUGCCCCUCCAGUAGUUUAAUUGUAGUGGCAUCCUAUUGUUUGCAGUAGAACACAGCAAGAAAAUAAAGUGCUGGUGUCAGAAUUCGAUUUUAGGGUGUUUUGAGGGGCUUUUUUUGCAAAUACAUUAAUAGAUGCUUUUUUAUGCUAUUCUUUCUAAACUGUGCUACUUUAGGGGUGUUGUGUAGCUUAAUUUGCAGCUAUGCUUCUUUUUUCAGAAAUACUUUACUGGAUAAGCUCACAUGAUCUGUAUUAGUUGCAUUUAAAGGAAUUGCAUUCUGUUGCUCUUUUCCACAGAGAUGCUACUGGUGGUUCUGCUGCUUGCCUACUAUUGCUGGCAGUGGGCACACGGAUUUACAUUUGGGAAAUCUUGUGUCUGCAAAUACACUACUGGAUCUGUUUUGCAUAAUUUAGUGUACGUGGAAAAUUUAAAUGUUAUGCUUUAACUGGAAAUACAGUGAUAGCUUAUUCCACUUUACAGCUGUCCAGUUGGAAGUGAACUGUAUUUCGGUUUCUGCAGCAUUCCUUAUAACUGCUGUGCACUUAUUGCUUAUUAAAUUCAAUUAAGUUUAUUCAAAACAAUUGUAACGUAGACUGACACACAGAUGGUUCAACACAAAAAUGCAGAUUGAAGGUAGAUUUAAUAUUAAAUGUGUAGUCAUUUUGAAUGUGAAUGUAUGCUGUAGCAAUCAAUAAAUGUCCAGAUAAGUUA